This is a messenger RNA of Naegleria gruberi, 1374 nucleotides long. RefSeq lists its product as uncharacterized. The record is from RefSeq and is a predicted model, not a curated record. NCBI's taxonomy places the organism in Eukaryota, Heterolobosea, Eutetramitea, Acrasida, Naegleriidae. The transcript has a single exon. Bases 1 to 1374 code for a protein of 457 amino acids.
AUGAAACUUGAUGUAGCCAUUGAUCAAGUUGUCUCAAAGAGCUGUUUGGCUGGUUUGAAAGGAGUUCAAUGUCCUGAAAAUAUUGGCAAGAAGAGAUUUACACCAUCAUCAACUUUGGAUUUGUUGUUUGCUGGAAUGGGUUAUGACUCUUAUGCACACACUGUUAAACCUCAGAUUUUGAAUUCCAAUACUGUCAAUGUCUUGUCUAGCCCAAGUGUGAACUCAAUUUCAGUAACAAUGACUGAUGCUCGUCAAUUCUAUUCACAAGUUUAUCCAAUUUCUGGUCAGCAAUCAACAUUUUACAAUGGGUUGUAUACACAUAAUGGUGGAGCUGAUGAAAUAUUUACAAAAUUCUUUGAAGGAAAAUUGAAUGUAUUGAAUGCUCAACAACAAUACACAACUCAUCAAACAUCUGUUACUAAUGCAAUGGAUAUUACGAGUGGAUUUUCCAGAAUUGUGGAAAUUUUGCCAAAUGAAAUGAACCAAGAAAUGUAUGAGAAAAUUAUUGAAUUCUUUGGAGAUUCUGUCAUGACUCUUGUUAAUUUUGGUGGAGUUGUGGAUUCAACUGUUUCUGUUCGUGGUUGCUAUUCUGAUCCAAAUAUGGAAAACUAUGUUAAAACUCAAUUAUCUGGAAUCAUUCAGGGAUAUGAUGCUGAUGUUCCUGUUGGUUGGGUAAAAUACCACAAAAUAUCUGAAUUAGACAUUGCAGGUGGUAAUCCAGAAAUUGAUAAUAUUCCAAGAAGAGUUGAAACCUUCCACCUAAAUCCAGUACCAAUUAGAUUUGAUACAAUUCCAAUUUGGCAAGUUUUUCCAGAAGGUCCAAAACGAAACAAUAUGAAAGCAGUUUAUGAUUCCUAUGUUCAAGCCCAAGGUUCUAUGGUUGAGAAUAAGAUUAAUCGCAUUCAACAACUCAAAUUGCAAGAACUUCAAAAGCCCCAACCAUUCGUUGCCUACGCAAGAAGAAAGUCCAAUAACUUUAUCUAUGGCAUUGCAGAAGGAUUAAUGGCUAUUGGACAACCAAUAGAUAUUAGUGCUUUAAGCUACAAAUUCUUCACCAACCAAUUGGCAGUAUUGAAUGGUAAGACAACAGUUAGAUUAAUUAGACAUAAUGAAAAUGUAUUUCACAUGGAGGCCAUUCAAAGUUGUCCUAAUAUGGGUGCUUAUGCUGCUAAAACUCCAACACUUAUUUCGAAUGUUGUUGGCAACAGUUGUGCUUUCAUUCGUCUGGAGAAUGCUCCAGUAGGGGGAGGUUUUAAAAACAUGGUGGAAAGGGUGAACUAUGAUGAGGCUAAUGAAUUGUUUGUUUGCAGUGGAUGUCAUGCUUACAUUCUUAAUUGGACUGAUUUGAGAUGUGAUUGUCCAGCAAUUAAUUAA